Messenger RNA from Juglans microcarpa x Juglans regia, 816 nucleotides. RefSeq lists its product as uncharacterized. Lineage: Eukaryota; Viridiplantae; Streptophyta; Magnoliopsida; Fagales; Juglandaceae. The record is from RefSeq and is a predicted model, not a curated record. The transcript has 5 exons. The coding region runs from base 24 to 392 and encodes 122 amino acids.
GUUGGGGCCAUGAGCUUUCAACCAUGGGGCCCCAAACACCACUUCAUCCAACAGAGUCUCAAAUUUACGGCUCCAACCCCUUCCAAUCAGUGUUUGUAGGCGCAUUCGUUCGAGAAGCUAGAAGGUUUUCUUCCAUUGCUUCGCCAACGUUUUGCAGGUUACUGGAAGAUAAGAUCAUGGCGGGUGGGAAUUUCAUGCACAGGGUUAUGUCUUACCUUGUGAACGAGCUUAUCGUUAAUAGCCUUGCCAACAGUCCUGCAUUCCAGAGGUUUGCAGUGAGAACGUCAAAGAGGAUUGAGGAGGUUUCGAGCAAGGCUGCACAGAAGCAGCAAGAACUUGCUGACCGUAUGAAGGAUCUGUCUAAAGAUUUUGAGUCUUUCAAAAAUCAGUGAUCCGGUCUGAUGGACGCAGUAUUGCCCCAGUUUGCAUAUGAUCUAUAUUCUUCUUCCUUCUGUGGGAAUGACGGAAAUGAGUUUUGUAAUUUUAGGAUAAUAUCCUAAAGAAAGUCACGGCCGAAGAUCCUUCUGAAAAAAUAAAUUUAUGUUUAUAUUAGAUAAGCAAGUAGUUGGGUAUUUUAAGCUGACUUCAGUGUUGGUGUGGAUUGAGAGGGGAGGGAACUGGGAUUUCCUUGACUAAAAACAGACGGGCAGGUCUUUUCUCCUCCUCCUAGGGUGGUGCUACUUGCCUACAUCCUGUACUUAGCCAUUUAACCGUUUAUUUCUAAAUUACAAUGUAAUCAUAAGCUGUAAUAUCUUAAACGAGAUAAUAUGCUUGGCAUUCAAUAAUUUCAAAGAACUACAUCCAAAAUUCAUGAAA